Chironomus riparius is the source of this 540-nucleotide messenger RNA. NCBI's taxonomy places the organism in Eukaryota, Metazoa, Arthropoda, Insecta, Diptera, Chironomidae. The record is from the annotation of a GenBank genome assembly.
AUGAACGUUAAAUGCAGUGCUAUCGUGUUGCCGCUAUUUCUAGUGGCUACAAUUUUUCAUUUUGGAUAUGGAUUGAUUACAAAAGUGCAAUGCAGUACAUCAGGUAAAGGAACUUGCAUGGAACCUUACUGCUCAUUCUCAAAAAGUGAAAAAAAUAGUUCAGUUGUGGUGGCUAGUUAUGGAUGCAAAGAUAUAAGAAAGCCAUUGAUGAAAAUAAAUGUUCACCUCAAAGUCUACAUGAAGACAUCAUCACAAUACUAUCAAAUUGGCUACUUUCCGAAAUUUGACUACUGCCAAUACAUCACGACAUUUGAUAAAGAGAACUUUCUAUACACUGGAGUGAAAUUAUUAAAGAAGAAAAUGCCAGAAGUUGUGCACGAGUGUCCAUAUCAAGAUAACGAUUUACAAGUAAAUAAUUUAACGCUUACUGACAGUGAUUUUAAGCACAUACCGGCUGGAAAAUACAAAGUUGUUUGCACAUUCUCGGACGAUGUGGAUAAUAAAAUAUUAAAAAUGACGACUCAUUACCAUAUAACAUGA